This is a messenger RNA of Penicillium macrosclerotiorum, 417 nucleotides long. Its product is annotated as ACT domain-containing protein. The record is from RefSeq and is a predicted model, not a curated record. Bases 1 to 417 code for a protein of 138 amino acids. The transcript has a single exon. NCBI's taxonomy places the organism in Eukaryota, Fungi, Ascomycota, Eurotiomycetes, Eurotiales, Aspergillaceae.
AUGGCUAGCGGCGAAAAGGACCUUUCGGUCUUACUAUCCACAAUGGAGCCUAGCCUGGACCCCACAGUCUACUUGUUCAUCACCACCAAGAAGGCUCUGCAUUCCCUGCCGCUGGCGACUCUUCAGCCUCAGUUGAUCGCCUGUGAGGCCGAGGGUACUACCAUCGUCACAAGUGAGGAGUUGGCUGCAACUCAUGGCUUCGAAGGGAUCUUUCCAUGCAAGAAAAUCUCACUCACAGUCCACUCCAGUCUGGAUGCGAUCGGGUUGAUUGCAGCAAUCACCAAUCGUCUCAAGGACCAUGCAAUCAGCACCAAUGUUGUCAGUGGAUACUUCCAUGACCAUAUUUAUGUACAGGCCGGUCGGGCGGAGGAUGCAAUGCGAGUUUUGGAGGAGUUGAUCGCUGAGUCGAAACAAUGA